AUGCCACCCAAACAUGCACCGAAAGUGUUUCAGGUGGAGCCGAUUCGGGUUAAAAAAGAAAAGAAGAAUAUCACUAACGGCAUCGAAGUCCGUCAUAUAGCUUUCAUCAAGAUUCACAAGGCCGCCAGUUCCACUGUCCAGAAUUUAUUCCUACGCUACGGAUAUGAAAAGGAUCUCGUGUUUGCGCUUCCAAAAAGUGGAUCGACUGUCAGCAUUCGUUCUUCAUUAACACCAAAUAAUGUCCUUCCACCACCGAAAAAUAGGACCUAUGACAUUUUCUGUUCGCACGCAAGAUUCAACAGAGAGGCUUUUGGUAAAGUUCUUCCUAACGAUACUACAUAUAUAGGAAUAGUUCGAGAACCUUUUCAACAUUUCCAAUCCAAUUUGCAGUUUUAUCGUCAAAAGUAUGUGGUUAACAUAUCAGGGAGGAAACCAGUUUUGGAAUACCUUUUACAUAAUGACAAGUAUAUGCAAAGUGGAGGUCAUAUCCCGUCAACAUAUAACAGGAUGGCGUACGACUUCGGCUUUCCAGAUGAACUAUUCUGGACGAACGAUCAGAAUGAGAUUCAGAAGUAUUUACUUAAACUAGAUAGGGACGUUUCUUUGGUGAUUGUGACGGACUUGUUUGACGAAUCAAUCAUUUUAUUGAGACGACUCUUAAACUGGGAUCUCCGUCAUGUUUUAUACGGUAAGCUUAAUAGCAAACGAAGGUCUGAUCCUCGACUACAACUGGGACAAGUGGAGGAAGAGCUAUAUAAAAACUGGGCACGUAUUGAUUACAUUAUUUAUAACUAUUUUUUGGAAAAACUUAGGGAAAAGAUACAACGACAGUUGCCAGAUUUCCAUGAGGAGGUGGCCUACUUUAAGGGAAUCAGAGUGAUGUAUGACAGAUUCUGUUUAUCGGCAAUAACCGAUCAUAACGGCAAACAUGAUAUUUCAUUUCCAAGCAGCGCAUGGAACAAGCCAUUCGUGGUCACAAGAGAACAAUGUAAGCUUUUACAUAUUAAAGGAAUUGCGUUUGUGGAUAAACUAAGGGCCAAACAACGACUAAUGUCAAAGUAA
This is a messenger RNA of Mizuhopecten yessoensis (Yesso scallop), 1062 nucleotides long. Its product is annotated as galactosylceramide sulfotransferase-like. Gene Ontology annotation, molecular function: galactosylceramide sulfotransferase activity. Gene Ontology annotation, cellular component: membrane. Lineage: Eukaryota; Metazoa; Mollusca; Bivalvia; Pectinida; Pectinidae. The coding region runs from base 1 to 1062 and encodes 353 amino acids. The record is from RefSeq and is a predicted model, not a curated record. Gene Ontology annotation, biological process: glycolipid biosynthetic process. The transcript has a single exon.